Leishmania mexicana MHOM/GT/2001/U1103 is the source of this 1212-nucleotide messenger RNA. RefSeq lists its product as hypothetical. Gene Ontology annotation, molecular function: triacylglycerol lipase activity. Gene Ontology annotation, biological process: triglyceride catabolic process; lipid homeostasis. NCBI's taxonomy places the organism in Eukaryota, Euglenozoa, Kinetoplastea, Trypanosomatida, Trypanosomatidae. The transcript has a single exon. The record is from RefSeq and is a predicted model, not a curated record. Gene Ontology annotation, cellular component: membrane; lipid droplet; cytoplasm. Bases 1 to 1212 code for a protein of 403 amino acids.
AUGAACUACAUGCACAGUCCUGCUCACGACCCCUGCACGAGCUCGUCAACUGGAGAUGACAGCCACCACCGCCAGUGGCAGCAGCGGGAGGACGAUGAGGAGCAGUGGGAUAUCACGGUUUCUUUUUCUUGCGGCGGAUGGUUCCAGAUGUACUUCUUUGGAGUAGCCUAUGCUCUCGUCGACUCUGGCGUGCUGCAACGCUGGUACACCGAGGGCAAGCGCGUGCGCUUCACCGGUGUGAGUGCUGGCGCCCUGGCAGCCACGUGCCUUGCCUCUGGGCAGUACGACAUUCUAUCAGUGAAGCAGUUUGCAUCGGCGGCUGCCGAAGACUACCGGAGCUCCGUAUUCCAUUGGUUUCGCGUGCGGAAGUACCUGAUGGCUGCCAUCGACAACUUUGGCACCAACUUGCGCUCUGUUGACACUGACCCGCGCAUGCGUCAAGUAUUGAUGAGCGGAUCGCUUGAACUCGGCGUGACGGUGCUGCCGAAGUUGAAGUCGAGACUGAUUAGUAGUUUCUCUAGCUACGCCGCUAUCCGCGAGACGCUCCUUGCGUCCUGCUGCCUGGUGCCGCUGGUUGGUAUGCCGUUCAAGCUGGAGAGCACCGGUGAAUGGUGCGCCGACGGCGGUAUUAGCAACUUCACGCCACGGAUAGAGGAGGAGAACACCAUCUCCGUUUCAGGCAUGUACUUCCAGGAUGCCUCGGUGCGGCCACGCGUGUUUGUGCCGUCAUGGUGGGCGCUGCAUCCGCCGACGGCGCAGAAGUACAACAACCUUUUCUGGAUGGGGUAUAACGACAUGAUCGACUACCUCGUCUCCGCCGAGCACCUUAGCGUUCCCGACGGCAACCGUCUACUCAAACAGGAUAUCGAUUUCCGCAUACAUGACUCCUACAUGGAGGUUGCCUUCACCUUUUUCAUGGAGCUCAUGAUGCUGAUGUACAUCAAACCCGUUAUCAUCGUCUUUGUGUACGUAGAGCUCGCCAUCUCGAUGAUGUGGUGGGCGAGCAAGGGCAUCCUCACGGGGGAUCGUGCCUCAUUCCAUAACCUCUACGAGGACUUCCGAAACAUCAUCUCGCUCCGCACGUGGGGGCGUCUCAUGUUUGGCUCUAAAAUAUCAAGCAACGAAGAGAGGUUAUCUCGACAAAGUCGAGUGUUUCGCGUAUUUCAGCCUGUGGUGCUAGCCGGCAGCAAGAAGACCGGCCGUAAGUGCUGA